Molecule: messenger RNA, 1878 nt
Organism: Lactuca saligna
Lineage: Eukaryota; Viridiplantae; Streptophyta; Magnoliopsida; Asterales; Asteraceae
Source: the annotation of a GenBank genome assembly
UUAAAGUCCACAUUCUUGUCCAUUUUUACCAUUUAAACCCAACCCAAAAACAGUAAAAACAGAGCACACUCUGUUUUCACUAUAUACAAAAAAAAAAAAAAAAAACUAAGAAAAUGGGGAGGCUUUCGGCAACCAUAAUUGUACUUGAAUCGUUUACAGGUAGUGGAGGUGACAUUAUUGCGCAUAUUAUCGAGAUAUGGGGCCAAUUCAGAGUGCCAGUUUUGGUGCCAUUGUUGACAUUAUUGUUGUACGUUUCUUUGGGAAUGUCAAUAAUGUUGUUCAUUGAAAAGGUUUAUAUGUCUUCCGUGGUUGGAUUCAAUUAUUUGUUUGGUAGAAAGACAGAAAAAUGUUACAAAUGGGAAGAAUUUAAAAAUGAUGUUGAAUCGGGGAACUCUGUUUAUCCUCUUGUUCUUAUUCAAGUUCCAAUGUUCAAUGAACGAGAGGUUUAUCAGCUUUCAAUUGGAGCUGCAUGUGGGCUUUCAUGGCCUUCUGAUCGUAUUGUAAUUCAAGUUCUUGAUGAUUCAACAGAUCCUGUCGUUAAGGACAUGGUAGAAGUGGAGUGUCAUAAAUGGGCAAGCAAAGGUACGAACAUACAUUACCAACCUGAAUCUGACUUUCUUCGGAAAACAAUUCCAUUUCUUCAUCAUAACUCUGAAAUCGGACUUGUUCAAGCUCGUUGGAAGUUUGCAAACUCAGAUGAAUGCUUAAUGACAAGGAUGCAAGAGAUGUCACUUAACUACCACUUCAAAGUUGAACAAGAAUUUGGUUCAUCUACUCAUGCAUUCUUUGGCUUCAAUGGGACUGCUGGAGUUUGGCGAAUGGCUGCGAUUAAUGAGGCUGGGGGAUGGAAGGAUCGUACCACAGUGGAAGAUAUGGAUCUAGCAGUUAGAGCUAGUCUUAAAGGUUGGAAGUUCUUGUACCUUGGUUCAAUAAAGGUCAAGAACGAAUUGCCAAGUGUAUUCAAAGCCUAUCGAUUCCAACAACAUCGAUGGUCUUGUGGUCCAGCAAACCUUUUCAGGAAAAUGAUUUAUGAGAUCAUGAUGAAUAAGAAAGUUGCAUUGUGGAAAAAGCUACAUGUGAUAUACAGUUUCUUCUUUGUAAGAAAGAUUGUAGCUCAUAUUGGUACGUUCAUGUUAUAUUGUGUUGUAAUCCCUGCAAGUGUGUGGAUACCAGAAGUCGAGGUUCCAAUAUGGGCUACUGUUUACAUCCCUACAGUUAUCACCAUUCUCAAUGCUGUGGCAACUCCAAGGUCAUUUUAUUUGGUUGUAUUUUGGGUUGUCUUUGAGAAUGUAAUGGCCCUCCAUAGAACUAAGGCUACAUUUAUUGGGCUUUUUGAGACUCAAAGAGUAAACGAAUGGGUUGUUACUGAAAAACAUGGAGAUGCUUCCAAGGCUAAAAGUGCAAUCACACACCAACGAAGACUUGGAUUGAAACUAAGCGAUAGGUUUCUUGUGCUAGAGUUUUGCAUGGGCAUUAUUCUAUUCAUCUCCGGUUGCUAUGAUCUUGCAUAUGGAAAGUAUUACUACUACAUUUACUUGUAUCUACAAGCUAUAGCUUUUGUUGUAACGGGUUUGGGUUAUGUUGGCACCCACAUUCCCAACUCUUAAAUAAUGUUCUAUAUCAACUUGUUCGAUCAACUAUCAUUCUAUCUUUGUGCCUAAAUCCUUAUGUAAUUUUCUACACCAUUCAAUGUUGUUUGAGAAAAAUAAAACUUUCUUUUACUUUGUACAAUUGUUACCUUUGCAUGUAAACAAAUGAUAGUUCCCCACACAAAAAAGUACACAAGGACAACAAAAAUACGCAAAUGUUGAGCGUGGCUUCAUAAAUGAUUAUAAGGUAGAUAUGUUAAUUUGUAAUUAUAGGAUUAUUGGAUUAUAU